Molecule: messenger RNA, 4577 nt
Organism: Belonocnema kinseyi
Lineage: Eukaryota; Metazoa; Arthropoda; Insecta; Hymenoptera; Cynipidae
Product: probable multidrug resistance-associated protein lethal(2)03659
Exons: 10
Coding region: 355-4392 (1345 amino acids)
Biological process (GO): transmembrane transport
Cellular component (GO): membrane
Molecular function (GO): ATP hydrolysis activity; ABC-type transporter activity; ATP binding
Source: RefSeq, a predicted model, not a curated record
AAGAAAAUCUGGCAACCCUGCACUGGGAAUGCCAGCUGGAGCAUUCCACCUUCCACGUGAUUCUCAGUGUUAUAAUACCCCCUUUAAGCUGAAACCCGGUGUCAUUCAAUGCUCCGAAUUAUGUUUAAGUACAGUGUGAUAUUUAGUUAUGUAAAUGUAGCUAGUGAUUUUGUCAUGCUCUGUUCUUUAGUUGCUUUGAUUUUUACAGUAUUAUUCAAUGAUAGUGAAACCGUGUGUAGCCACAAUAUACCAAAGAUAUUCUAGGAAAUAGACAAAAAAGUGUGCAAGAAAAUUCAUUAAAUUUUCUACUAUUAAAUAAGUGAUUUUGAAUCCAUCUACGAAGAACAAAAAAGAAUGGAUAAAAAUGAAAAGAAGGAUGCGAAAAAUCCACGAGUUGGUGCUAACCCACUUUCAGUCGCCUGCUUUGCGUGGCUUUGGAAAAUCUUCCAAAUUGGCUACAAGAGGGAAUUAGAAGAGACAGAUUUAUUUUCUCCUUUGGAUUCCCACAACAGUCGUGUUAUUGGUGAAAGUCUUGAAAAAAUAUGGCGGCAGGAAGAAAAUGAUUCCAAGACUAAAUCCAAAUCAUCAAAAUCGAAGCCCCGGCUAUGGAAAGCUCUAGCAAAAUGUUUUGGAAAGGAAAUGAUAGUCGUAGGAUUAGUACAAGCAAUUAUGGAAUUUCUCGUAACGCUGCCACAGCCGAUCGUCCUAGGGAAACUGCUAAGAUAUUUUAAUGGAAAGAAUACCAUGACCGAAAACGAAGCUUAUAUAUGGGCCGGUCUUUUCACUUUUCUUUAUAUUUUUAAGUGUCCAUUUUAUCACCUUUCGAUACAUUCCAUGAUUCAUUUGGGAAUGAAAGUUAGAGUUUCUUGUUGUUCUUUAAUUUAUAGAAAAGUCCUAAGGAUUUCAAAGUCCUCUGAGGCGGACGCUACAGCUGGACAGAUUGUGAAUCUCCUGAGCAAUGAUGUAAAUACGUUAGAUUACGCCUUGCCAUUUUUUCAUUACAUUUGGAUUGCUCCUAUACAGCUCUUAGUAAUUGCAUAUAUAAUAUAUGAUGAAGUGGAUUUGCCAGCUUUAACCGGGAUAGGGUUAUAUCUUCUUAUAAUUCCAUUACAAGGUUACAUUGGCAAAUUUGUGGCUAAGUUGACACUACAAGCUGCCUACAAAACUGAUAAAAGGCUUCGAAUAAUGAACGAAAUUAUUGGAGGGGUCCAAGUUAUCAAGAUGUAUGCUUGGGAAAAGCCCUUUUCUCGUCUAGUUGAUAAAUCUAGGGAGAAGGAGAUAAGUGCAAUUAGGAAAAACGCUUUUCUUGAUGCUGUGGCCAUGGCCUUCGAAUCCUACGCUCCAAGAGUUUGUAUUUUUGUCACGGUUGUAACUUAUGCUUUGCUUGGAAAUGCCAUUACAGCCGAGAAAGUUUUUAUGAUUUCGGCUUUUUAUAAUGAUAUGAGAUAUUCGCUGAGCAUUGCUUUUCCUCUAGGUAUUCAGCGUAUCGCCAAAGCCAUGGCAUCCAUAAAGCGAAUUGAAGACUUUAUGGAAUUGGAAGAAAUUCAUCAUCUAAAGUCUGAGGAAUCUAAGAAACAUACCAAUGGUUUUUAUUCCAAAAACACUUCAUUAUCAACAUCAGACAUAGGCGUCUCCGUAAAUGGUGAGACCGCCAAAUGGUCCAGAGAUACUCAUGAGAAACCACGGAACAUCAGCUUUAAUGCUCAAAAUGAAAAUGUAUCUGCUAUUGUAGACCAAAAUACCAAACCAGAAAUUGCAGUCACAAUAAAAAAUGCGACAGCCAAAUGGUCCAAAGAUUCAUCUGAUGAUACCCUGAAAAACAUAAAUUUUUCUGCAAAGCGCGGAGAAUUAACUGCAAUUAUAGGUCAAGUCGGUGCUGGCAAAACUAGCCUAUUCAAUGUAAUUCUCCAGGAACUGCCACUAAUCUCAGGAAAACUGGAGGUCCACGGGAAAGUAGUCUAUGUCAGUCAAGAACCUUGGAUUUUUGCGUCUAGCAUAAGGCAAAACAUUCUCUUUGGCCAGCCAAUGAACAAAGGGCGAUAUGACAAAGUCCUGAGAGUGUGUCAAUUGGAGAAAGAUUUUAUUAUGUUCCCGCACAAGGAUCAGACAAUUAUAGGGGAAAAGGGUAUAAAUUUGAGUGGAGGUCAACGAGCGAGGAUUAAUCUUGCCCGAGCUGUUUAUGCAGAAGCUGAUGUUUAUCUUCUCGAUGAUCCACUAUCAGCAGUUGACGCGCACGUGGGUAGAUCUCUUUUCGAAGAGUGUGUCUGUGAUUACUUGAAGGAAAAAACAAUCAUCUUGGUCACCCAUCAGCUUCAGUACUUGAACUCCGUUGACCGUGUCUAUGUUCUAAGCAAUGGAAGAGUGGAAGUUGAAGGAAGCUUCCAGGCACUUAGAAACUCGGGUUUAGACUUUUUGUCUGUGCUUCAAGCUACAGAGGAAACUGAGGAGAAAGAAGAGGAUGAAAAAGAUGUGAAGUCUCUGAUGAGUGAGGCUGAAUUGGGAGACGUAACUUCUGACCAUGAAAGAGAAGAAGUUGCAGAGCAUAGAACAACUGGAAAAAUUUCGAGUCAAGUUUACUGGUCCUACUUUAAGGCUGUCGGUAGCCUUUCCUUUGUAUUACUUAUGCUUGGCCUCAGCAUUGUACAACAGAUUAUUGCGUCCAGUGGAGAUUAUUUUGUGUCAUAUUGGGUCAAUGUGGAGGAAGCUAGAAAUAUUAGUGAUAAUAUUAGUACUUAUUUGAAUUAUACGGAAGAAGAAAUGAAGGAUAGACUGUGGUACGUGUACGUGUACAGUGGAUUGAUUGUAGCAACGGUUAUCUCUGUUUAUGUAAGGACAUUUGUCUACUUUGAAAUGUGCCUGAUGUCCUCUAAAAAUUUGCAUUCUUCGAUGUUUUACAACAUCAUCAGAGCAACAAUGUCCUUUUUUCACACUAAUCCAUCUGGAAGGAUCAUGAACAGGUUUUCCAAGGACAUUGGAUUGGUUGAUAGGUACUUACCGCUGAGCAUGAACGAUGUUUUGGAAAUUUUUCUUUUCCUCGUAGCAGUUAUGAUCAUGACGACAAUUGUCAAUUUCUGGUUGGUCAUACCUACUGUUAUCACAGGAUUCUUAUUUUACUUUUUGAAGUCGAUUUACAUUAAGACAAGUAGAAGCGUAAAACGUCUAGAGGGAAUCACUCGUUCGCCAGUCUUCAGUCACCUGAGUGCAACACUCCAAGGUCUAAUAACAGUACGAGCUUUUAAAGCCCAGGAGCUCUUAACAAAAGAAUUCGAUAAUCAUCAAGAUCACCACUCAGCAUCAUGGUACCUCUACUUUUCCUGCUCAAGGGCUUUUGGUUAUUACUUAGAACUCAUCUGUUCAAUUUACGUAGGCAUUGUCAUUUACUCAUUCCUUCUAUUAGCCGGCGAGAAAGCAGUUGGCGAUGUAGGCCUCAUCAUAACUCAGUGCAUCCUGCUAUCAGGAAUGCUCCAGUGGGGAAUUAUCCAAACUGCAGAACUCGAAAACCAAAUGACCUCAGUUGAGAGAGUCUUAGAAUACACGAAAGUGCCACAAGAACCUCCCUUAGAAAGUGAACCGGAUAAGAAGCCACCACUAGAAUGGCCAACAUCAGGUCGUGUUGAAUUUAAAAAUGUAGGCUUAAGAUACAGUGUUGGGGGUGAAUUGGUACUGAAAAAUUUGAGCUUCGUUGUAGAGCCUAACGAAAAAGUAGGUAUCGUGGGAAGAACCGGAGCUGGAAAGUCUUCUUUGAUAGCUGCACUUUUCAGGCUGGCAAAUAUAGAAGGAGAAAUCUAUAUAGAUGGUGUGCAAACUGGUAACUUGGGGUUGCAUGAUUUGAGGUCAAAGAUUAGUAUUAUUCCUCAGGAACCUCUUCUUUUUGCCGGAACACUUCGGGAAAAUCUGGAUCCUUUUGAGGAGUUUACGGAUGAAAUGCUGUGGCAAUGCCUGUCAGAAGUUGAGCUGAAAGAUGAUGUCGCUGAUGCUGGUCUCUAUGGAAAAGUUACUGAUGGCGGAGCAAACUUUAGUGUUGGUCAAAGACAAUUGUUGUGCCUAGCAAGAGCUAUAGUCAGAAAUAAUAAAAUUUUGGUUCUGGAUGAGGCAACUGCCAAUGUGGAUCCCCAAACCGAUGGCCUUAUUCAGAAAACAAUUCGGAAAAGAUUUAAGGACUGCACUGUUUUUAUUAUUGCUCACAGACUUAAUACUGUUAUGGACUGUGAUAAAUUCAUUGUGAUGGAUGCAGGGCAUAUGGUCGAAUUUGAUCAUCCUUUUUUGUUACUAGACAAGAGAAAAGGUUACUUGUACGAGAUGGUACAACAAACUGGUUCUGAAAUGGCUGAUGUACUCAUUAAAAUGGCCGAAAGUUCUUAUCAAAACAAAAUGCCGAAUCAGAAUAUGUAAAUAGUUUACCUAAGUAGGUAGAAGUUUCAUAGCAGUAUAAAACCUUGCUGAUCUAUGUGAUUUAUAUUUUUAUACACAAUUAUAUACUAAAUUAACUCAGGAAAUUAAUUACUCCUGAAAAGUGUUAGAGAAAACUGUGAAUUUUUACUCUGAAAAUAAUCGUCAAUUUUUUUAUAUGGUAUGUC